AUGUGCGGGAUUGCUGGAUAUUUGGACCUUCCUCGGCAGCGCAUGGCCGAUCGCGCCGUGCUCACUCGUAUGGCUGAUGUCAUGCACCAUCGUGGGCCGGAUUCGUCGGGAUUCUUUCUCGAUGGCGCCCUGGGGUUCGGUUUUCGGCGCCUUAGCAUCGUCGACUUGCAUACCGGUGGUCAACCGAUUUUCAACGAGGAUCGGUCCAUGGUCCUGAUGUGCAAUGGCGAGAUCUACAACUGUCAGGAACUACGGCAGGAGCUGGAAGCCCGAGGGCAUCGCUUUUCUACCCGUUCCGACGUAGAGGUGCUGAUUCAUCUGUUCGAGGAGCAGGGCUCCGAGAUGGUCCAUCGCUUGAACGGUCAAUUUGGCCUCGCAAUCUGGGACCGGCGGCGGCAGACCCUCUUCUUGGCCCGCGAUCAAGCUGGCAUCGUACCCCUGUACUAUACGGUUCAGAACGGUCAGUUCAUCUUUGGCUCAGAGGUCAAGGUGCUGCUCGAGCAUCCCGAUGUCAAGCCCAAGGUGGACAUGACCGGUUUGGAUCAGAUCUUCUCCUUCCCUGGAAUGAUCAGUCCGUGGACGAUGUUCGAGGGGAUCAAGCGACUGAAAAACGGCCAUUACCUGACGGUCACGGGCGAAGAGAUCGAGGAGACCGAGUAUUGGGAUCUGGACUAUCCACUGGAGGAGGAGGCGGAGUACCCCCAUCCAGAUGAAUAUUACAUCAAGGGACUGCGAGACCUCUUUCGGCAGUCGGUCAAGUACCGCUUGCAGGCCGAUGUGCCCGUCGGUUUCUACCUCUCUGGAGGCCUGGACUCUUCUUUGACCGCGGCCGUGAUCCACGAGCUCUACCCCGAUCUGCGGCGCCAUGCAUUCAGUAUUGCGUUCACCGAUGAGCGUGCCAACGAGGCCAACUACCAGCGGUUAAUGGCCGAUCACGUGAAUUGCGAGCUGCACAACACUCGCUUCGACUGGUCUCGCACCUCCGAGCUGUUGGAGAAGAUGAUUUACCAUGCGGAGUGUCCGAUCAAGGAGACCUACAAUACCUGCUCCCUGGAGUUGUCGCGGAUGGCUCGGGAGCAAGACAUCAAGGUGAUCUUGACGGGGGAAGGUGCGGAUGAGCUAUUUGCCGGCUAUGUGGGCUACCGAUUCGAUCAAGUGCGCCAAGGUCAGGAACCGGCCGAGGAUCUGGAAGAGCUUUUGGAACAGCAGAUGCGCGAGCGCCUUUGGGGCGAUCCGAAUCUCUUCUACGAGCAUGACUACGUCGCAUUCACAGCACAGCGCAAGGCCCUUUACGCUCCAGAUCUGCGCCGCCGCUUUGGCAAGUUCAACACCCUGAAAAAGCCGCUGAUCGACAAGAGUAGGAUUCGUGGGCGCCAUGUCCUGCAUAAGAGAUCCUAUCUCGAUUACAAGCUGCGCAUGGUGGAUCAUCUGCUGAUGGAUCACGGUGAUCAGAUGGCCUUAGCCAAUUCCGUAGAGGCGCGCUAUCCCUUUCUGGAUAUCGAAUUGAUGCGUUUUGCCCAGAAGAUUCCUCCGUGGUUGAAGCUCAAUGGCAUGACCGAGAAGUACAUUGUCCGACGUAUCGGUGAGCAGCUUUUGCCACGCCAGAUCCUAAGUCGCGAGAAGUUUGGUUGGUUUGCUCCAGGCAGCCCGGAGCUCUUGCAAGCCAAGGUCGAGUGGAUUCACGACGUUCUGUCCUGCGACACGAUCCGGCGACAGGGUUACUUCGACGCCGAUGUCGUAGGGGAGCUAAAACAGCGCUAUUCCGAGCCCGGUUUCAAGCUUAAUCAACCUUAUGAAAGCGACCUGUUGAUCGUUAUCGCUAGCUUUGGGAUUUUCCUCGAGGUGUUCGACAUGCCUGACGCUGCCUGA
This is a messenger RNA of Nerophis lumbriciformis (worm pipefish), 1869 nucleotides long. The record is from RefSeq and is a predicted model, not a curated record. NCBI's taxonomy places the organism in Eukaryota, Metazoa, Chordata, Actinopteri, Syngnathiformes, Syngnathidae.